Dermacentor andersoni is the source of this 3094-nucleotide messenger RNA. Its product is annotated as annexin A13-like. Gene Ontology annotation, molecular function: phosphatidylserine binding; calcium-dependent phospholipid binding; calcium ion binding. Lineage: Eukaryota; Metazoa; Arthropoda; Arachnida; Ixodida; Ixodidae. Gene Ontology annotation, biological process: endosome transport via multivesicular body sorting pathway. Gene Ontology annotation, cellular component: plasma membrane; cytoplasm; vesicle membrane. The record is from RefSeq and is a predicted model, not a curated record.
GAGAAACUGCGGCGUGCGCGCUCGGUAGCGACGGAGAGCAACGACGUCACUACUGGCGCAGGCAGUCACGCGCCUCUUUUUCUCUCUUUUUUUUUUCGCGCAUGCGCAUGGGGUUGCGCCGGAGGAGUUUUCAGUGUACAGGCGACAGACGGACGGACGGACGAAUCGGCUUGCCAGCAUUGCUGUAAAAGGCUUUUACGGAAGGAGCAGUACAACGUUUGCGGCCAGCGCGACUAACAAGCAGAGAGUCAGCUAUAGUCAGAUACAACUCAAGUCUGCAAUGAAGCCCGGUUCACGCCCUCAUAACUGUCAGCCACUGUUCCUCCGCGAGGCUGAAAAUAGUUCGUACUUAAAACUUUUUCUGUGACCUAAAUAAGGUGGUAAUCACAAAAAUAAAGUGAUAAGCGCGCAAUUUUAUACGUUUUCAUUCGUCUAUUAUAGUGGAACGGUGAAAGCCUAAUUCUUUAUUGAACUGAAAUAAAACGCUUAUAUGACUGCCACUAUUCAUUGUCAAGUUUCACUUCAGUUAGCAGUGAAAUUUCAUCAGUAAAACGGGCUCAGCAGUGGAAUGAACUGUAUCGCGGACUUUUGAAGAGUGAAGUGCUCAGACUCCAUGCACUUUGUCCAUGCCUGUUUUACACCUCAUCGCUUCCGCCGAUGAAAAGACUCUUCAAGAACAGCAGACGCUCCAGAGGUAUCAAGUACGAUGCAAUUUUGAAAAGGUCGCAUGACGACGAUUUUGUUUGUUUCUGUGAUUGGUUGGCGGAGUAACACAACACCGCGCGGUCCGUGUGCCUCGGUGGCCAACUGCUGUUUUUUUUUUUUUUAAGUUGUAUCCUACUAUAGUAGAUCUCCGGCAGCUGGCGCUCGGCGGUAGGGCGCGCUAGUGUUCCUGUAUAUGCUCCGUGCGGGACCAUAUCUGCGGGAGCGUAUACAGGGACACUAGGGCGCGCCUUAGAAAGUAUUAUCCUAUCCGGCGCGCAUCGCAGCUGCAUCGGCUAAAGUCACUGUUGUCAGUGGUGGUUGCGGAACGGACAGCUCUCUUUUCCAUGCUGCAGACAAGCCAAGAGGUGCACUGUUUCCGGGCGGGUCCCGGCGCGAUGGGCACCUCUGGUAAUGCCAACCGGGGCCAUGUCCCCCCGCCUUACUCGCCGCGCUACACAACAUCAUCGCCCUCCUACCCGGCUGGACCCCUGGGAUCGGUGAGUUUCGAUGAUCCCCAACGGCCGCCGGCCGCGUCGGGCGCGCCGCCGCCAGGUUUCGUGGUUUCGUCGUCCGCCGCACCUGCGGGAGGGUAUCCGCCGACAAUGUGCGCAGACUCAACAGCAGGCUACUAUUCAUCUUCUUCGCCAGGAGGGUACCCACCUUCUUCACCAGGAGGGUACCCACCUUCUCAGCCAGGAGGGUAUCCACGCAGAAGUUCAUCAAUGGCAAUGCUUAUGCCUGGAGCACCUCCUCUGUACUCCUUGCAUGGAUCGCCCUCCUUACCUGAGAUGCCGACGCAAGCAAGAUCGUUUCCGACCCCGUCGUUGUCGUCGACAUCGAUCGGCUAUCCAACCGACCCGUACCCGCCACCAAGCGCUCUUCCUCCCGUCAGUGCGCGGCCUGGUUACGAGCCGCCGACUGCUGCCGGCUACCCUAUGAGCGGUUACAGUUCGAGCGGCCGCGCUGCCACCGGUUACUCUACCCUCGGAUACGCCUGUCCCGAGAGCGGUGCGCAGUAUGCAUCGGCGUCUAGUGGAACCACCUCGGGCGGAACGAAGGUAUACGAGGCUUCGCCCGGUUACUACGGCGGGUCGGGGGCCCGAACCUCCUGCUAUUCUCCAGGACGGGGAACCAUAAAGACGUACAGGAACUUCGAUGUCCAUCAAGAUGUCGAUGCGCUCAGGAAAGCCUUGAAAGGAUGGACCACAGACCACGCUGCGGUCAUCGACAUCCUGUGCGCGAGAUCGGACUAUCAGCGGCAGGAGAUAGUCAAAGUCUACAAGCAAUCGUUUGGACGCGACUUGAUGGGCGACACGAAGUCCACCAUGCGCAGUAACUUCGAGGACAUUAUAAUCGGGUUACUCUACCCGCUGCACGAGUACCUGGCACGCGAGCUCCGCAAGGCCAUCGCUGGUCUGGGCACCGACGAGGAGUGCCUCAUUGAAAUACUCUGCACGCACAGCAACGAAGACAUCCGGCUGAUCAAGGAUUACUACCACCGGAUAUUUAAUAAAGAACUAGAGAAGGACAUCAUCGGCGACACAUCUGGUGACUUCCGGCGUCUACUGGUGUCAAUGUGUAAUGGUCAGCGGGAAGAAAACGCUCCCUUGGAUCCUGCUCGUGCACGCAGUGACGCUAAUCAGCUGUACCGGGCGGGCGUACUGCGCUGGGGCACGGACGUGUCGGCGUUCAACCGCAUCAUCGCCAACCAGAGCUACGAGCAGCUGCGCCUCGUGUUUCGCGAGUACAACGCGCUCGCCAACCACACCGUCAUGGAGGCCAUCAAGAGCGAGAUGAGCGGAGACCUCCGCCGGGGAUUCCUCGCCAUCGUGAAGUGCGUCUACAGUCCUCCUUUUUAUUUUGCCGAAAAGCUGUACCACUCUAUAAAGGGACUCGGCACCAAUGACAAAGUGCUCAAGCGGGUGAUAUUGUCACGCUGCGAGAGGGACUUGGAGCUGAUUAAAGAAGAGUUCCUCGACAAAUACAAGAUGACACUGGCCAGUGCCAUUCAGUCAGACACGUCGGGCAACUACAGGAAGGCCCUACUUGCCAUUGUCGGAGGCAACUGAGGUGCACUUGCUGGGCAUCGGCUCGCUUGCAGUAUCCGUGGGAGACUACCAAUGUUGCCGAACGGUUCAGUCGGGACAGGCAAGCCCCGUGAAUCAACUCAUUCGUCUACGAUGCAGAAGCCUCUGACGAUUUUGAACGAGAAAUUCGAGGACACCUAAAAUUAUGCCUAGAAGCGCUUUUAUUCCUGCCAAGGUGUGCGUAAAUUUGUGUGAUUUCCAGCAGCGUCGCACUGGCUACACUAUGCUUGAUUAUAAAUUUUGACCAGUACUUUCUCAACUGAUGAGAAACAGUUUAUUCGUUGAUUGUGUCGAUAAUAAAU